This is a messenger RNA of Hyalella azteca, 3678 nucleotides long. RefSeq lists its product as uncharacterized. Bases 174 to 3035 code for a protein of 953 amino acids. Lineage: Eukaryota; Metazoa; Arthropoda; Malacostraca; Amphipoda; Hyalellidae. The record is from RefSeq and is a predicted model, not a curated record. The transcript is spliced from 9 exons.
CAGUUGCCACGCGCUCGUGUGGCUGCUCCAGUUGCCACGCGCCCGUGUGGCUGCUCCAGUUGCCACGCGCCCGUGUGGCUGCUCCAGUUGCCACGCGCCCGUGUGGCUGCUCCAGUUGCCACGCGCCCGUGGCGAAUAUCACUCGGAGUUUCGCCGCUCGGUCACGGCCACACAUGGCCGGCGCGCUGCUGCUGGUGGCGCUGCUGCUGAGGGCUGCGGCCGCGGCUCAAGGCCCGGAAGUUGUGUGCGGGCAACCAGGCCGCCCCAUCAACGGGACGGUGUCUGGGGACCAGCCCGGGGACGCGUUGGGCUUCCCCUUAGGGGGCUACCCUGCGGGGGCGCAGGUCAGCUACGCCUGCGUCGAGGGCUUCGUCCUCUUCGGGGACCUGCAGAGAACCUGCCUUGUGAACGGGUCCUGGAGUGGGGAGGUCCCUCUCUGUGACUUCAACGUGGGUGCGGGCAAGCGCAGCCUGCAGUCCGGGACGUUGUGGUCCUACAGCCCCGGUCUGGCUGUGGACGGGUCCCCUGACACCUGCUCCUUCACCCCCCGCGGUCCUGACCCCCGUUGGUGGCAGGUCCAUCUCGGGCACAAGUUCAACGUCAUCAGAGUGGCUGUCACCAUCAGUCCUGGUUCACUGCAGGAGUUCACCAUCUACGUAAUAGAGCUGCUCGCUGACAACAAGGCGCUGUACAAACCCUGCACCACAUUCAAGGGAGUAUUCAAAACACACAAGGCUGUGUUCCUGUGUAACGAUGGCGUCGGACAUCCCGGGCAAUUUGUGUACAUACGAGACGACAGAAAAGAAGAAGAGUAUUUCGGCCUGUGUGAAGUGGAGGUCUUCGCUUUCAGAGAGCGCACCCCGUGCGGCGCCCCCGGGGCCCCCCUGCACGGGAGCGUGACGGCGGUGGGGGGGCGGGCGGAGUACGGCUGCUCGCGGGGGUUCACCCUGACGGGGGACAGCGUCCACACCUGCUCGUCUGGAGGACGCUGGGAGGGACAGGAGCCUCGCUGCGUCCAGGUUCGCUGUCCCGAUCUGCCUAAUCCUCCUAACGGGAACAUCGAUUUCUUGUCGCCGAAUUCUUCGGUACCGACGUCGGACCUGGUGCCCGGAACCGUGGCCCGAUACCGGUGCACCGGCGGGUUCACGGUCCGCGGGAACCAGUCCCGUGGGUGCCAGCACUCUGGCCAGUGGGACGGCGUAGAACCCGUCUGUGCCCGAGUGAGCUGUGGUGAUCCGCCAGAGGUGCCGCACGCCCGCCACACGCUCCUCAACACGACGUCCGUGCACGGAGGCAUCGCCGUCUACACAUGUGCUCCUGGAUACCGGCUAACUAAUGCAUCUGCUGAUAUGGUGAGCACGUGUGAAGACUCCGGCAAGUGGCGAGAUGUAAACAUAACAUGUGAACUCAUCACCACUGCUCACUGGGAGCUCAUAGAAAAUACAGACAGAGGCGCCACUAACGGCCGUUCACUGAACUACGAAAUCGAAACUACGAUCAGGAAGAAGGAAAUAACCCAAAUUGCACCAGAGCAAUCAUCUGCUUUCAACUCUCCAUUGGUCAUGGGUCUAGCAGUUGUUGCAGCACUUUUAUUGAUAGCUCUUCUGUUUUUGCUUUCAGUUUUUGCUGUAAGGAGGCAUUACCUUACAGGUCCUGGUUCGUUAAACCCUCUACUCAGAUCUCCCCUCAAGCGACCCCCCACGUACGACACCGGUUAUCUAAACAACGCCGCAUACAUCAUGGAAAGACAAUACAACGACAGCAUGAACAACGGGAACAGAACUCCUGCUUCUUCUCUGUACCACAACAAUCUUUUAAGCGUGUCAUCUAGAAUCCCGGUAGAGAAUGGUACUGGCAACGCCGACAGCGGCAGUUUAUCGGGCAGCAUUAAUAGGCUCGAUGAACCGCCUUAUGAAAGAGUGCGGUCACGUUCGGAACACAGCUACGAAACUAUCAGGAAACUGAAUCAGCAAAAGUCGUAUGUGGACGAGGAUGCUGAUAGCGAAGAUCACUGUUAUCAGCAAGAGCCGAAUUACGAGCGUGUUUCUGGAGACAAAGGAAGUUUGUGGUACGAGAGCGCAGAUAAAGCAAGCGUUGGAUAUGAAACCGUGCCGGAUGACAGACGUAAAACUCCAGCUGACGAUGCGAAUAAUUAUCAAAUUAAAGAGAGCAACAAUUGCAACGAAUGUAAAGAAUCAUUGACCACGAAAAAUGACUGUUUCAUUCACAAGGUAAAGGACCCUGGCUAUGAGAAAAUAAAAGAAAAGGAUCAUCAGUAUGAAACUCUGAAAGAAAAAGAUCCUGGCUACGAAACAAUGAAGAAGAAUUCUAUCGUUCAUGGAUACGCUUCAAUUAAGCCCAAGUCAUCAGGAACCAAUUUAGCAGAAGACAAUAAAAGCGACGUGUCCACAAUAUCAAUACCCGAUAUUCUGCAGGGCAUCGAAGCUUUGGAGGAUACCGCAGCAUCGGUCCCAGUGCCUCCUGAAAUUUUAGCGCUUUACGCAAAGGUGGACAAAUCCAAGAAGAAAAAGAAACCUCCGGAACUUUCAAUUCAGCAGAAUUCUGAGAUCGAAGAAUCGAAUUAUACUUCAAUUGAAGAGUCCAAAGAGGCUUCACCGUCUCUAAGUAUCAUUAAUGCCGGCAGACCAACACCACCUCCGAGACCAAAAGGCAUGGCUCCUCCGGUUCUCCAGCCUUACUCGAUUUCCUUCCCUUCAUCCUCACCCGCUCCUCAAGAAUCAUUUUCUUCGUCAAUUUUACCAAACGCCGCGUUACUUGAUUCCAAUCAAAAUUCUUCAACACUUACGAAAUCGUCACCACGUUCCUCUGGAAGCCACUUUCCCCUCCAACAAACCUAUUCGGAUUCCACCAUAAGAAUAUCUGUACCAGACGCGUCUUCUAGAAGCAGUAAAAUGUACAACGGAUAUCAGCACAUGGCGUCUUGUGAUGACAUCUCUCGACCACCCAGCGUUGCCAGCGAAUGCACCAGUCCAUCUGGGACUCUCAGACCUCUGCCUCCAAUUCCUAAGCAUUAAUUGCGUUUACCUUAAAAACUUUAUAUAACGACGGGAACUUUUGUUACAAUACGUUUAGUUGUGAAUAGCCAUGACGACGGUUAAUGUAUUAAAAUGGGUUAUUUUGUUUUUGUUGUAAUACACUCCUAAUCACGUAGUCGGUACCUUACUAUCAGUAACUUCAUGCAUCGUGGAACCCACCGACCUUAGCCUCCCGCACAACAGCAGCAUCAGCCUUGCUACCAUAUAAUUUCUUAUUGUAUAGCUUAUUUUAGCAUCUUCUUCUCCUCUAUUAUCAUGAUUGUAACAAUAUUUUCUUCAGCUCGAUGUAAUCAAGUUGAUUUCCGUCUAGUUGAAACUACUUAAAUCUCCACAGCUUUUACUUGACGGUCCUUGUCGGCGGAAAAGCCGAUGGGACAAAUUAAUGCCACAGUAACAUGCAUCGUGUUUCACGCGCGUGUCAUUCAUAAAUCUUAUUUAACUAAAAACGAUGGGAGUUCAUCAAACAAAAUGAGCUUUGAAUUUCAUUAAUUGACUCUCUUCGUGUUUUUUUGUUGCACUUAUUAAAAUCUGCCGUGAGUAGAGCGGGUAAUCAUCAUCAUAGCAGAUACAUGUUUUCUCCGCAUGUUAAAAAUUAUUAGUCGUGUACAGCAUUCAUCAUUAU